AUGGCUUCUCCUUCGAGAAUUCCAUCUGAACAGCCUCCUAGGUCAGCUUCGCCUUCAAGCUUUCGACCUCGAUCGAUUUCUGCUUCGGUUCCUCGAGCUGAUUUGACGGCGCGUCUUGCUUCUCCUCUACCGGCGCAACUUGGCACGACACCUCCUAGAGGAGGAACACCUCGACCCGAUGCAGCCUCGCGCGCCGAGAAUCUCGAGGACUUGAGCCAGCUACCUGGAUCUGGCACCAGCGCUCAAGGUCCUGGCGUGUCUGCUCUCGCUGCGGCUCUUUCCAACUCUUUGGGCCAGUCUCCGCCACGGCACGGUACUCCCGCAGCUCGUGUUGGUACUCCUCCGAUUCGAUCGCAAUCUCCUCUGCUCGGUGCUCGAAACUCGGGGACACCAACUAACUAUGGCUCUUUCAACUCGCGGUCGCAAAAUGCCUUGGGCACUAGUGCACCCUACGAAGACCCAGAGAUUGUCAAACGCCAUCUGGUUCAACCUACGGACGAGACCCCGGCUUCAGAAGAGUCCUCGAUCCAAGGUAAUUCCAAGGGCAAGCAGCCAGCUGAGAUUGGUGGGGCUGGCCUGAACGACGACGAGUUCUCCAGUUUGCGACUACAAGGAGGUGAUGUCACCCGAGGUAUCUACAAGUGGACUGAGCAAGCGGAAGCGAGAGCAAAGUACAACCGCAGCAAGAGUUUCGAUUUGGGAAGGCCCGAGCCCGAGACCGAGGUACUCGACAUCAACUCGAUAAAGGUGCCCGGAGGUUUCCGAAGAAACCAUCUCCGCCGCAAUGUUCAAAGUCCUGGCCCCCAUGGCCAUCUCGAAGAUGGCCACAAUUCUCCCGCUCCAGGCCAGCAAAGGUUGUUUACGUCGAGUUUCCUCGAGUUUUUGUCGAUAUACGGCCACUUCGCUGGUGAGGAGCUGGAGGAGGAUGACGAAGAUCUAGGACCGAACGAGUACUUCUCCUCUGGAGAAGAUACCGACGAAUACAACUCUGACGACGAGCGAGAGCCUAUGGAAGACAGUGCCUUGUUGACUCCGUCAAGGCGCAGACGUAAGCGUAAGGUCCGUGGCACCGGAACCAACAGCCCCAUGAACGCAGCCUUAUUACUUCUCAAAUCCUUCGUUGGCACAGGUGUCCUCUUCCUGCCUCGGGCUUAUCUCAACGGAGGUAUGCUCUUCAGCAACCUGAUUCUCUUUGGCGUUGCUGCUCUGAGUUAUUACUGCUUUGUGCUCCUCGUCAAGACACAGCUCAAGAUUGGUGGUUCUUUUGGUGAUCUUGGUGGUGCGCUCUAUGGCAAACAUAUGCGCACCCUCAUCCUGGCCUCUAUUGUCAUCAGUCAGAUUGGCUUCGUGGCUGCGUAUACCGUAUUUACAGCCGCAAACUUGCAGGCCUUCGUCCGAGCAGUCUCCGACUGCAAGUCGUCGAUUAGCGUGCAGUGGCUCAUCCUCAUCCAGAUGGUGAUCUUCCUUCCUUUCGCUCUAUUGCGCGAUAUUGGAAAGCUGGCAUUCACUGCUCUAGUUGCGGAUGCGUUCAUUCUGAUUGGUCUGGCUUAUCUUCUGUACUACGAUAUCUUGACUCUCAACCAAAACGGUAUCGCCGACAUCAUCAUGUUCAACAAGAACGACUGGACGCUGUUCAUCGGAACUGCCAUUUUCACGUUUGAAGGCAUUGGACUUAUCAUUCCUGUACAAGAGUCAAUGAGGCAUCCACAGAAGUUCCCUCGGGUUCUCCUGAUUGUCAUGAUCAUCAUCACAGUUCUUUUUAUCGGCAUGGGCGCUAUUUCCUAUGCUGCAUACGGAUCCCACACCGAAACUGUCGUCUUGCUCAACCUGCCCCAGGAUAACAAGAUGGUCAAUGGCGUACAGUUCUUGUACUCUCUGGCAAUCUUGCUCUCCACUCCACUACAGAUCUUCCCUGCCAUCCGUAUCGCGGAGACCGAGCUCUUCACGCGUAGUGGAAAGUACAACCCUUGGGUCAAGUGGCAGAAGAAUGUGUUCCGUUUCUUUGUGGUAAUGCUGUGCACGGCCAUUGCUUGGAUUGGAGCCGAUCAUUUGGACAAGUUUGUUGCGCUUGUUGGUAACUUUGCCUGCAUCCCGCUUGUCUUUAUCUAUCCUCCUAUGCUUCACUACAAGGCCAUUGCUCGUACCAAGUUUUGGAGAGUGGCGGACAUCUUGCUCUGUAUCUUUGGAUUCAUCGCAAUGGCAUACGCAACAACUCUAACUGCCAUGAGCUGGGCUGGUGCUGAUCCCAAGCACCCUGGAUACUGCGAUAAGAGGGGAGGCGCAAUCCCUGGGUUCUAA
Messenger RNA from Fusarium sp. VM40, 2298 nucleotides. Lineage: Eukaryota; Fungi; Ascomycota; Sordariomycetes; Hypocreales; Nectriaceae. The record is from the annotation of a GenBank genome assembly.